CUGGGGACCGCCAGGUGUUGUGGACCCCAAAGGGGUGACUACCUGCUCCUGGGCCCCACAGAGUCCUUGUGCUCAGUGUAGUGGCUGAGCUGGGGGAUGCCCUGGAACUCAGAGCACACAGCACUGGCUUACUGUGGUACCUGUGCAGUGAAAUUGAAGACAGAAUCACCAGGAUGGAACACAGGUCUUGCAGGAUCACGGAAAACCUUCUUAGAGUUGUCUUGACACCAGUGAUGUCGAGUGUCCGGGUGUUUGUAGGAUGGCUUGCCACUCAGUCCAGGGGCAGGAGCAACGGGGAGAUCCCACAAGCAAAGUGAACUGGGGGAUGGGCUGAAGGGGCUCCAGGCAACUGAGCCCUACUCGCAGGUCCUCGGCCUUGGCCCAAACAGGAAUGAGGGGCACAGAGUGCCCGGGUAACCGCUCCUGGGAGCAGUGGGGAACUGUCGGAUACUUGAACUCUCAAGAGCUGGGCUCUGAGCGUCCUCGUCCAGCUGCCAACUUGGCCAAAGGCUAAGCCAGCAGAUUGUUCUGUUGCCGGGCAACGCGACUUCUAAACCUGAGGGAGUGGGCAUGUGAGCACAUAAUGGCACCAGUGACAGAGCGACCAUAAUGGAUGAAUAAGCGCAGCCAGGUACCCGCGCAAGGCACCUGCUGGCAAUGGCAGGAGGCGGACGUGGGGGGUCGUGCAGUAGGGCUGGUGAAUUACCAGAUCUCCGUCAAGUGCAGUAACCAGUUCAAGUUGGAAGUGUGUCUUUUGAAUGCAGAAAACAAAGUCGUGGACAACCAGGCUGGGACCCAGGGCCAGCUGAAGGUGCUGGGUGCCAACCUCUGGUGGCCGUACCUGAUGCACGAACACCCCGCCUACCUGUACUCGUGGGAGGAUGGUGAUUGCUCACACCAAAGCCUUGGACCCCUCCCAGCCUGUGACCUUUGUGACCAACUCCACCUACGCAGCAGACAAGGGGGCUCUGUAUGUGGAUGUGAUCCGUGUGAACAGCUACUACUCUUGGUAUCGCAACUACGGGCACCUGGAGUUGAUUCAGCUGCAGCUGGCCGCCCAGUUUGAGAAUUGGU
Messenger RNA from Homo sapiens (human), 1074 nucleotides. Its product is annotated as putative inactive beta-glucuronidase-like protein SMA3. NCBI's taxonomy places the organism in Eukaryota, Metazoa, Chordata, Mammalia, Primates, Hominidae. The transcript has 4 exons. Bases 614 to 1066 code for a protein of 150 amino acids. The record is from RefSeq and is a predicted model, not a curated record.